AUGACGUCAAGCUCCGCCGACCAAGGACCGGUGCGGCGCUUCUUGGACGGUGACGACACUGGCCCCAAGGACAUGCGUUUGCAGAGCACAGAAGUUGUCACCCUCCAUGUUGUCGACGUCCCAGCCGAUACUGACGAUGAUGAUCACUCCAAGCAAUCCGCGAAGCUACCCCAUGGCGACAAGCCGCCACCACUCCUGUGGUGCGACGGCAUUCGUGGCGUGGCGUCGCAGAUCGUGGUCACCUUCCACUUGUUGUUCUGGUUCAAGUUCCUGGAACAGUACGCCGACACAACAUGGUACCACACGCUGCGUGCGGGCAAUGCGGCCGUGGAGAUGUUCCUCAUUCUGUCCGGAUUCGUCCUCACCGUUCGUUUCUUCGCCCGCUUGCAAGUCAUCGAGCGCGCUGUCGCCAACGGGGACGCCACCACCGUGCGCCUCGUGUAUGUCGAUGCGUAUCUGUCGAUGGCGUCCACGGGUGUCCGCCGCAUCCCUCGUCUGAUGGGGCCGGUUGUAAUCAGCACGGUGCUGCACAUCUUCAUCUCUUUGUACCGGGGACAUGCAAUUGCGCCACUGGCCCUUGUUGAAGACGUCCUCAAGACCCUGUUUGUGACCUUCCCGCCGUUUAACUUGACGCUGUGGACAUUGCGCGUGGAACUAGAGGGGUCGCUCUUUACCAUGGCGGUGUGCGUGAUGCUAUCCAAGCUGCGAUACCGCCACCGCGUCGUGGCGUGCCUCGUGGCCCUGCCAAUCUUCCACAACCGGUUCGGUAACUGGACUGGCAGCCAGAGUCACUACUUUGGCUGUUUUGUGCUUGGAAUUCUUGUGUCUGACAUUAUCAACAAGCAGCAGCAUCAACUAGCUCAUGGCCCCUUACCAUCUUCUGUUUCCCGUCAUGAAGCAACCGUGUUUCCCCGCACCCCCCCCAACACGGUCGCCGCGUCAAUGGAAUCACUGGGAUUAUCCUUCUGCUACAUGAUCUAUCAUGCCUGGCAAUCCGUCCACAGCACAUGGAGCGCCGUUCGUCGAUGCAUCCACCGGUUACCUUCGCGGGCAGAGCACAUUGUUACAAACGCGGCGUACUCGUUGCUAUUUCUAUUUGGCUCGUGGCUGUUCAUCUACCGACCAGAGUAUGCCGCCAACUACGGCGGUGUCGAUACGCUCAUCCGCUUAAUAUUUGAAAAGGAGCAUGCGCGGAUGCUGCAUCGACUCGGGUCGGUGCUCAUACUGUACACCGUGUGCUGGUCGGCAUGGCUCCAACGAGUGUUUCAAAGCCGGUUGUGCCGGUAUUUGGGUCGCAUCUCGUUUUGCGUGUACGUUGUGCAUUGGCCCAUUAUGGUGUUAAUGGGGGAUUACGUCAAGCCCUGGGCCCAAGGACAGGGCUGGAAGGAAGAGACGGGCAAAAGACUCGCAGCGGCGGCAUGUUAUGUGGCGUCACAUGCUGUGGCCCAUGUAGCUACUGUGUAUGUGGACGAGCCAUACGUGAAAUGGCUGAGGGCGCUAGAACGACGACUCGAAAUGAACAUCUCCCCCAAGCCCUUUCCUCGUCAUGGUUAG
Molecule: messenger RNA, 1554 nt
Organism: Aphanomyces astaci
Lineage: Eukaryota; Oomycota; Saprolegniomycetes; Saprolegniales; Verrucalvaceae
Exons: 2
Coding region: 1-1554 (517 amino acids)
Biological process (GO): polysaccharide biosynthetic process
Cellular component (GO): membrane
Molecular function (GO): acyltransferase activity, transferring groups other than amino-acyl groups
Source: RefSeq, a predicted model, not a curated record